Molecule: messenger RNA, 3129 nt
Organism: Diaporthe amygdali
Lineage: Eukaryota; Fungi; Ascomycota; Sordariomycetes; Diaporthales; Diaporthaceae
Exons: 1
Coding region: 1-3129 (1042 amino acids)
Source: RefSeq, a predicted model, not a curated record
AUGUCCUCCUCGCUGCUUCGUGUGCCAAAGAAGGCAGCCCUGACAGCUCUGCGCGGGCUGAUCGCCGGCACCUCCUGCACACUUCUCCUCGUCACCGAAGACCGCCGCCGUCGCAUCAACCAAGCCCGCAGCGCCAUAGAAAAUGCUGAGAAACUCUGCGUGGUGAAGCAGUAUCACGCGACAAGGUCUGCUCUCCAUCAAGAGCACGGUCGCCUUUCCGCCCUGGAUAGUCUUGAAGAGGAGCUCUCGUCCGUUGCGUUUAGGGAAUCAAAAUGGAGCGACUACAAGAGCUGGACGAGCUCACUUAGCGACGAUCCGGGAGAUGAAUGGGAGGAACCCGCUCCAACAACCUCUCAAGGCGAACAGACAAGUCGUCCGCGCCGCUCGCCUCGUUCCUACCCUGGCCCCGAUGUAAAUAUUUUCAGUCAGAUCACGAAAUCGACGGCAUCAGCGCAGCCAAUUCCCGCCCACUCACAAGUCAACACCCAGACCGGUCCUCUUCCCAACCUCGGCGUUGAUGAGAAUGUCAGGCGAAUGAGGGAAGCGGUCGUCUUAGGCGAUGCCCAAAGCCUCGAGGCUGCCGUUGGUAUUCUGAAGAAGACCGUUCAGAGGAGCGGUCUCACAAAUCUCGACAAGACAAUGCUAGUCGAGGCAGCUGCACCACUUUGCCAGAAAUGCCAAGAAGCAGGCAUGUUGGACCACUCUGAGGAAAUCCUUUACUGUACUGUUCAACUUGGGCCCAUGUCCGGGGCUCAGUACUAUGCCUUCAAUCCACAGCUCCUCGUCGAAUCGGCUACUACUGCGGCCACAGAAGCAACAAUCACCAAGAGUGAGACCCUCGAGACUAAGGACGAGGACCGCUCUGCCGCAAAGCAGAAGCUCAGUCGGGCCCUGACUCUGUUCAUGCCACGCUUCAAAGACAAAACUUCGAUCAGCCCACGCUCACACGACUGGCAGCAAAAUGCCGAAAAGUUGAUGCAACUGGCAUUCGAUCUCGACAUGGGCGAUCGGGCUGCAGAUGUCUUCUGGCGUAUCCAGUUCUACGGCGGGGAUGCGGAUGCUUUGGUGACCCGGCGUUUCAUGGCGUGUCUUUCCGAGAAGAAAGAUUUCAAUCGCGUCGUCAAUACCUUCAGUUUGACACGUCACAAACUUUCCCAGGCCUCUAGCGAGACGUGGUAUAGCAUUGGCAAUCUUGUGACAGACGCAGUGGAAGCUGCCGCCAAGCAGAAACCAGCGAAGGUGCUCCUACAUCUACUGCAGAAUUGCCCCACGGAUCGCCAUGUCCGCACGACAUGGGCCACUCAACUCUUGUACUGUCACUGGAAACGAGGACGGGAUUUUGAAGCGACAACAGCCUUAUUUGACGAAUUUGGAAAUAUGCACAGCGGCAGACUGGGCCUCAGUUUGGUCCGUUUUCCAGAUGGCGUGCUUCGCGUCAUGCUUCAAAUCGCCGUGGAGGCAGAACAAUGGCAAGCCGUGGAUGACAUCCUUGCCCGAUUGCAACAGAUCAAGCCGUCGUCAUGUAAGGAUGCUCGCAUUCUAGGACUACUUGCGUUGGCAAAGGCCAAGGUUGGCGACUGGAACGGGGUAUUGGCCGACUUCAAGAAAAUGGAGGUGAAAGACCGCAUCGACGACGUCUUCGUUCCUGUCCUCAAAGAAUUCAUCAAAACACAUACGAUCAGUGAGACUGAGGAGUUCAUGAAAGCCUACAUUACCGACUUGAAGGUACCAGUCUGCCGGUACAUGGUCAAUGUGGUCGCCAACCAGUACGGCGCCAUCCGCAACGUUGAGCUCUUUGUUAAUUGGCUUGACUACUGCAGCCUGGCCGGGUUUGAAGUCGACGCAGCCUUCAGUAAUGCCAUCCUCGUCAAUUGCAAGCGCAGAUGGGACUUCAGCUUUGAGGAGCUGAGGAUUAUCUAUCGCAAAUUGAAGCUUCUCAGCCGCAACUUUGUCGACACUUUGACAGAAAACACUAUGGUCGUUGCGGCGAUGAGGGCGAGGCAUCACACCAGGUCGGCAUUUCGCAGGAACAUCACGCUUCUGGGCAUCAAAAGCCGAGGCGUAUCUUCCGUGACAAUAUCCUCUAGUUCGCAAGAUGUACGGAUUGAGAUGAGGGAAGCCAUGGCUCUACGCCAGUAUAGGACUGUCUGUGGAAUUUACAAGACAGGACUGGCCCGAGGAAUUGCGCUCGAUGGCGGUCAUGUGCAAUUGGCUGUGAAGGCAGCGCUCAAAAUUGACCGAGGGAACCCACAGACGGCUUACGAUAUAAUCACUGCGGCAAAAGCACGAGGGGUCGAUGUCAGCACGGCGAUCGGGCCGGUGUUCUUCUCUCUACUGCGACAAGUCUCUCGAGGGGAACGAUCAAACAAGAACGACUUCUUGCGUCAGGUCCAGAGCCUGAUUAGCCGAUUUGAGUCGAGCGGACUCAGUCUCCCACCCGCAGCCUUCACGCGCGCCGCGCAUGUCUGCUUGGGGGCGCGCCACUUUCAGGGCGCAGUGUCGCUUGCCAUGUCGGGUCUAGAACGCAAGGGCGUGUCAUAUCCCUGGGAUGGCCCGACCUUCUCCCUCUUCCUGUUGGCCUUUACGCACAUGGCUGAUCUCAAGGGAAUGAAGUGGGCCAUCGCGGGGGCAUGGCAGGAGCCCUUCUUCCAUAAAAAGACCGUACUCAGGGCGCUGAAAGACUCGCGCGGCUUAUUGGCCAAGUCUAUACAGACGAACGACGUGCGGAAGGCCGUUGACGUGCUAGACAAAGCACUGGACAUGGUUUUGCGAGUGCGGUAUGCGCUGGCCAAAGAGCGCAAGGACCUAGAGAAAGACACUAUGGAGAUCAUGAGGCAGGCGGCCCUAGAAGCCGAGCAACGGGCUCGCAGUGACCACGACCCAGAAGGAGGUGAUAGUGGGGGCGUAGAUCCCGAAUUCGCCAGAAGGCGGGAUGAGCUCCUGCGGGAGUUCGACGAACAGCAACGGCAAGAGGAGGAGGCCGAAAGGAUGCAGCUCGCCGCGAGGCGGGCCGAGAUGAGAGAAAGAGCUCUGGCCGUCGAGAUGUUCGAGUCGGAGCAGACCGAAGAGGCGGAUGAGAUGGAGAAGACGAUGAUGGAGCGCAAGUACGAGAUUGGCGGGGGAUUCUAA